CGUACCUCCAUAAUAACGUCAUUGGCUUACCUUGACCAUCCAUGAUAUCACUACCUAUUUUACUAGCCUACCUCACUCGAGGCUCGAGUCCCCCAGGUUAAUAGAGAAGAGGCUCACUAACCGAGGUUCCAUCCCGCGGGUCAAAAUCAAAUCACAGGCGGGGGCCCACCAAAUCUGCCGAGACCGGUAGACUCGAACCUCGGCCCCGAACCGGUAGCGGAUGGACCGUUUUAAUCUUUGUCUGAGUACAACAUCGCGAUAGAAUAGACAUUUAGUGUGAGCUGUGUGUCUCUUCCUCCUCCUCCUCCUCCUCCUCCUCUUCUUCCCCUUUCCCAUCCCCAUCCCCAUCCCAAUCCCCAUCCUGCUCUUGAACAAGAUAAGAUCUAGCUAGGUCCUCCCUGUUCACAGCUCGUCCAAAAUGGCUGCGCAAUCAAAGCCUGAGAUCUCCCCCUGGGGCCGCGCUGUCGCUGGAGCUACAGGUGCUGUUCUUGCGAACGCGCUGGUCUACCCCCUUGAUAUUGUCAAGACUCGUCUUCAAGUUCAAGUCAAGCCCGAUCCUUCAAAAGGCCCUUCCUCAUCCGAUGAACCACACUACACCUCGACAUGGGAUGCCAUCUCGCGUAUUGUCGCCGAUGAUGGAGUCAAGGGCCUCUAUGCUGGCAUGAAUGGCUCUCUCAUUGGUGUCGCCUCAACCAACUUUGCCUACUUCUACUGGUACACCAUUGUCAGGACCCUGUAUCUCAAGUCUCGCAAGACAGACGUCCACCCCUCCACCGUGGUCGAACUCGCUUUGGGUGCUGUCGCCGGAGCCAUUGCCCAGGUCUUUACCAUUCCUGUUGCUGUUGUUACCACGCGCCAGCAGACGGCAAGCAAAAGCGACCGCAAAGGUCUCAUAGACACCGCUCGUGAGGUCAUCGAUGGUCCAGAUGGUGUAUCGGGUCUCUGGCGCGGUCUGAAGGCCAGUCUCGUCCUUGUCGUCAACCCUGCCAUCACUUAUGGCGCAUACGAGCGACUAAAGGACGUCCUCUACCCUGGCAAGACCAACCUGAGACCAGCGGAAGCAUUCUUACUGGGAGCCAUGUCCAAGGCGCUCGCAACCAUUGCUACUCAACCACUUAUCGUGGCCAAAGUUGGUCUUCAGUCCAAGCCUCCACCGGUCCGAAAUGGCAAGCCCUUCACCAGUUUUGUCGAGGUGAUGAAGUUCAUCAUUGAGCACGAAGGUAUCCUGGGUCUUUUCAAGGGUAUUGGACCGCAGAUCUUGAAGGGGCUCAUCGUCCAAGGCAUCCUCAUGACCACAAAGGAGAGGGUUGAGCUCAUGUUCGUACUUUUGAUCCGAUAUAUCAAAUCUAUUCGCCUUCAGAAACUCGGCAAGACAGCUGAGAAGACUGCAGCUGCAGCCGCCGCACACAGCGUUGCGGCUAAACCCGUCACAACAGCAUAGACAGUGAACAGUUGAUCCUUAGAAACAGCAUCGGUGUUUGGGAUAUUGACAUUCUGCAAUUUGGGAAUAGAAGCCGGAUUGGUGUUUUAUGUUUGGACGUUUUGCGAUAGUAUUAAGCGCGCACUAUUCCUCCCAAUGAUGGGGAAACCUUCAACCUGCAUUGUAACCAAUUGUGGCUAUAUAGUAGCAAUACAGACCAUUAAAUAUUGAUGCGUUA
This is a messenger RNA of Fusarium verticillioides 7600, 1658 nucleotides long. RefSeq lists its product as hypothetical. The record is from RefSeq and is a predicted model, not a curated record. The coding region runs from base 419 to 1441 and encodes 340 amino acids. Gene Ontology annotation, biological process: transmembrane transport. NCBI's taxonomy places the organism in Eukaryota, Fungi, Ascomycota, Sordariomycetes, Hypocreales, Nectriaceae. The transcript has 5 exons.